ACCGCCGACACCCUUUACGUUAAUACGACUAUCUCUGUACUCGGAAGAGACUGAGAUUGUUCUUUUGCAUCUAAUUCAAUUCAAUCUUGUGGCCGGUCCACACACUCCAACGUAAUACCAGUUCUCUUGCUCAAGACGACUUUCACCAUCCUUCCAUUACUUUUCUUAAACGAAACGAAACGCCUGUCAAUUACGCAGACUCGCCUUUCUCACGCACUCUCUUUACGCUUUAAUUGGCAAUCUCCACACGUCUUUCCUUUCAGGAACCUGAUUCUACCUUGAGAAAGGAAGAAAGAGUAAAAUCGUAAUAUCUGUUUUAAUUUGACGGAAGAAUUUGGAAUCGCAUUAUUUCACAAUGGCAGCUAUUCAACUCAACUUCACGCUUCGAACCUCCAGCAAUUGCAAGACGGUCCAUUUGCUUGGUUCAUGGGACAACUAUGCCGGACAAUUGCCGCUUUCCAAGGACCCAAAGAAGAGCGGCGGAUGGGUGGGAUGCUUUAAGUUUCAAGGCGCGACACUCAAGCAGGGUCAGCGAUACUGGUACUACUAUAUCAUCGAUGGCUACCACGUCUCGCACGACCCCGCUAAGGACCACACCACGGAACAAACAACUGGCCGGAAACUGAACAUUCUCGACAUUCCCGGGAAGGCCAAGACCUCGACAUCCACCGCUCAGACUUCCUCGCACUCGUCAUCGAACCGGCACUCACGCCGCAUCAGCACCGCCUCGAUCCCCAAGGGCCGCGGCCUUUCGCCCUCCCGCAUCGUCGCGCCCAGGCCCGAACGUCCUCACCAGACCCGCGGCGUCAUCAACUCUCAAUAUGACAAAGCCACUCUUGAAGCUCUGACUUCGCGCUUUGCACGCCAAACCAUCUCACCCGCUUCCUCGGCGACCUCAUUCUCCGGGAGUGACGACUACAGCGAUAGCGACUCUGAUGUACCCUCUCUGACCUCCCGGUCUACUAACUCUUCGUCGCCAUCAAGUGUGAGCUCAGGAAGCAGCUGCUGCACAUGCGAACGAUACGGCAUUACGCGAUCUGGUGAUCGAGUGAAGCUCGAUUGUGGCGGAGUACGAUGCGGAUAUUCUGAUGAUUCGAGUGACUGCUCCAGCGAGGAUGAGUUGCAGAUGGAGUACGAGGCCAAGACGACGAGAAGACAGGGUGUUUUGAUCCGCACAUAAAGCCCCAGUAUCACACACCACAGCUCUUCGCUCGCUUCACUCAAUCCUGAGUUGACCAUUAAAUUGGUCGUCAUUGUUUCCAAUACCCACGAUAUCAAUUCUUCUUUCUGUCCAUAUUUACGAU
Messenger RNA from Lindgomyces ingoldianus, 1304 nucleotides. RefSeq lists its product as uncharacterized. The transcript is spliced from 2 exons. Bases 356 to 1180 code for a protein of 274 amino acids. NCBI's taxonomy places the organism in Eukaryota, Fungi, Ascomycota, Dothideomycetes, Pleosporales, Lindgomycetaceae. The record is from RefSeq and is a predicted model, not a curated record.